Messenger RNA from Symbiodinium pilosum, 1455 nucleotides. NCBI's taxonomy places the organism in Eukaryota, Dinophyceae, Suessiales, Symbiodiniaceae. The record is from the annotation of a GenBank genome assembly.
AUGCCGAGGACAACUCCUGCGAUUCUUGGGGACGACUGCCCUGAUUGCAUUCUGGUCAAUGUCCCCGGACGCCGGGUCCAGGAAGCCUUUAAAGUCAAGAAGAAGACUUUGGGAAAGGGCGGCUUUAGCACUGUAAAGCGUUUGAUCAAUAGAAGGACAGGUGCUGUCUGCGUCAUGAAAGAAGUCAACAAAAGCUCCGUUAACGACAUGCAGCUCUUGCGAGAGGAGGUGAAGCUUCAGGCCUCUAUGGACCACCCUCACAUAGCGCGGCUUUUUGAAACUUUUGAGGACCAAUAUCAUUUGGACAUCGUGAUGGAACUCUGCGAAGGAGGAGACGUCUUGCAUUUGAUCGAGAAAUCCGGCUGUUUGCCACAGGGCCAAGCCCAAGACAUUUUCCGACAGCUGAUGUGCGCGCUAAGCUACAUGCACCACAGCCACGUUGUGCACCGAGAUAUUAAACCGGAGAAUCUGGUUUUGAAAGAGCGUCAGACAGCCGGCGAGAGGCUGACCAUCAAGCUGAUCGACUUUGGCUUUGCCCGCAAGUUUGAAGACGGAGUUCGAUUGAAAUCAAUCUGUGGCACGCCUCUGUAUGUUGCUCCCGAGGUGUUUAGUGCUAGCUAUUCCGAAAAGUGUGACAUUUGGAGUAGCGGUGUCACCCUACAUUAUAUGAUUGUUGGGAGGCCCCCUUUUGAAGGAGAAGAUGUUGAUGUGAUUUUGCGGAAGGCUCGAAAGGGUGUGCAUCUGUCAGACACGGUGAGCCGACUAGGAGAGUCAAUACCCCCGGCUGCGAGUCAGCUCCUUGUAGAAAUGUGCGAGCUUUCGGAAUACAAGCGCCCUUCGGCGCACAUGAUUCUCUUACAGAGCUCGUGGCUUCAAGGAGAGGUUGUCAGUGGGGAAGCCACUGAAACAUCAGACGAGAUUGCAAGCAACCUGCGCAGGUAUAGUGUUAUGAACCCGUUGAAGAAAGCUGCAUUAAACACACUCGUGCAUGUUAUCGAUGACUCCGACUUGCAGCGCCCGCGUGAGACUUUCGAGAGCUUGGACACGCGAGGCGAAGGAAGCAUUCCCUUGGACACGCUGCGAAAAGCCAUUUCGGAAUCAGCCCUUGGACAGGACGCAGACAGCAUAUGCAGUAGCUUGGAUGCGGGUGGUGUCAACCAGAUGGACUACAGUAACUGGCUGUCCGCAAAUGUUAAGCCACAGCAAUAUUUGAAGCAAGGAUACAUCUGGGAGGCCUUUCGCAUUCUCGACAAGGAUAGCAGUGGCAAGAUAUCUGCGCCCGAGCUGCAGCAGGUCUUGGCGAGAGCUGCCCCGCAGCUGGACGAGGCCGAGAACGGUGAUGGCGAGAUGGACUUCGAAGAGUUCCAAGACAUGCUGCGGGCAUCCUCCUCAUCUCACGAUGAUACUGCGCGAAUGGCCUCCAGACGGUCCUUUCGUUUGAAGACCAUUCCGUAA